Messenger RNA from Pogoniulus pusillus (Red-fronted tinkerbird), 2847 nucleotides. RefSeq names its product transcription factor E2F2-like. Gene Ontology annotation, biological process: regulation of transcription by RNA polymerase II. Lineage: Eukaryota; Metazoa; Chordata; Aves; Piciformes; Lybiidae. Gene Ontology annotation, cellular component: RNA polymerase II transcription regulator complex. Gene Ontology annotation, molecular function: RNA polymerase II cis-regulatory region sequence-specific DNA binding; DNA-binding transcription factor activity, RNA polymerase II-specific; protein dimerization activity. The record is from RefSeq and is a predicted model, not a curated record.
GAAUUUCGCGGGAGGGCGGUUGGGGCUUGGGGGAAAAAAGAAAAAAAACCCAAAAACUAAACCACCGAAGCGAAAAGAAAGCACCGAGCGGGGGUCGGGCGGGCGCGGGGAGGCCCCGACCCCGCCAGGGGUCAUCCUGGGGGCUAGGAGCGCCUCCAUUUUCCCCCGCCCGGGUUUUGGUGGUGCAGCAGCCACGCCUCUUCUCUGCAGUUUGCUGUUUGCAUGGGGGGGGGUGCGGUGGUCCGGAGAGCGGCCGGUGUCAGAGUCCGGCAGGCUCCCCCCAGCCCCUUUCCCUGAUCCCCGAAAAUGCCACAGCUGAGAUUGUGACACUGCCCUUCCUCUCCUGCUGUAAAAUCGCGGGGUGCGUCUAUCCUCCCGCCCCCCGGCUACUCGGAAAGGACUUUGCAAUGCUGCGGCUCCCCAACGGAGUGUCCCCCGCCCCCGGGAGAGGGGGCACCGCCCUCCCGCACCCCCCUCCUCCCCAUCACCCGAAGAAGGUCGUGUCGGUGAUGGGCUCCGUGGAGCUGGGGGCUUCCAGCCUCGGUAGCCUCCCUUUAUCCGCUGGCUGCUUCACCCAGACCUGUGCACAGGCGGCUGUCAGCGUCCCCCCUCCCAGGGGUGGGGGUCUUUAUGCCACCCCUCAGGGAGCCCAGCUCCGGAUUCUCCGCUCGGCCUCGGCGGGACGACUGCCGGCCAAGAGGAAGCUGGACCUGGAGGCCCCUGAGUUCCGCACGCCCAAGGGGAAGGGCAGGACGCUGGUGCAGGUCCCCAGCCCCAGGACCCCCAGGUCCCCCGGGGAGAGAACUCGCUACGACACGUCCCUGGGGCUGCUCACCAAGAAGUUCCUGCGCCUGCUGAGUGACUCCCCCGACGGUGUGGUGGACCUAAACCGUGCGGCCGAGGAGCUGGAGGUGCAGAAGCGACGCAUCUAUGACAUCACCAACGUGCUGGAGGGCAUCCAGCUGAUCCGCAAGAAGUCCAAGAACCACAUCCAGUGGAUGGGGACAGGCAUGUUCGAGGAUGCAUCAGUGGCGGCCAAGCAGCAGGCACUGCAGGGAGGAGCGGUGCUGGCACAGCUGGCCAGGGGUGAAAGGAGUCUGGACCAGCUCCUGCAGGACACCACCCGGCAGCUCCGGCAGCUGUUUGACGAGGAAGCCAACCAGAGGCUGGCAUAUGUCACCUACCAGGACCUCUGUGCCAUCGACCACAUUAGGAGCAGAACACUGAUCGCUGUGAAGGCUCCUCCAGAGACACAGCUGGAGGUGCCCGAUUUUAGCCAGGACAACUUCCAGCUCUACCUGAAGAGCACCAAUGGCCCCAUCGAGGUAUACCUCUGCCCAGAGGAGAUCGCAGAGGAGAGCCCCACCAAGGAUCACGGUGGCCCCUCCACUGCCACCCCACUACAGGACCAUGCCUUGCCCCAUUCCCCACCAAAUAGCCUUGGUGCAGCCCCAGAAACACUCCACAGCACCCCCCCGAGUUGGGGGGCCCCAGGAACCCCCUCCUCUCCCUCCUCUCUGCCUCUCACCAUCCUGGGGGUGCCCACCUCGCUGCUGGUGAUGGAAGCUGAGUUCCUGGGCUCACCCCAGGAACUCCUGCAGCAGACAGAGGACCAGCUGCUCUGCACCCCCCUGCACCUGGACUCAGGCCCCUUUGUCACCUUCUCGCCCCCCCUGGAGCAGGAUGACUACCUCUGGGGGCUGGAGGGUGAAGGCAUCAGUGACCUCUUUGAGGCAUAUGAUCUUGGGGACCUACUGAAUGCCUGAGCCCCCCACCAGUGCCAUUGUCCCCUCCAGUCACUCAUGUCCUGAGCACGUGGGGGCUCAGCAGGGCGGCCGGAGAGUGUGAGGUGGACUGGGGAGUGUUGGGUUUUCUGGGAGGGGGUGGUGGGCUUGUGUUGGCCACCCUGGGUGGCUUCUCCUUGCUCUCCUGCAUUGGCUGUCACCUGAGGGCUGAGUUUGUCACCUUGCUGGGCUCUGGCAGUGUCCCAUGGAGGUGUAAACAUGUGGGAAGGAUCCAUUCAAGUCCAGUCCCUGCACUGGCCAUAAAACCGAGGGUUGUUCCUCACCAUAACCACCCAUCUCUCCCACGCUGUGGCUUCUGGGUGGACUGGGGGUGCCUUUGGGUGCAUGCAGUGGGUUAGGGGCACCCUUGGGUGGCAGAGAAAUUCCUGCCCAGUGUGGGAUAUUUUGGGGGUGUGUCAUGUUUUGGGAGCACUCCAGUUGCUCCCUGUUUGGAUUUGGUUCUUUGGGUCACAUUGGGUGGUUGUGAGUGGUGUUUGCCCUCGAUGUUGAUGUCACCUUUGGGUGAUGAAUUUGAAGCUCAUGUGUGGACACUGCACUUGUAGCCUCCAAAGUCCAUGGCUCCAGCAAGUCCCUGGUCAGGAUGUGGAGCCAUGUUUCCUGAGACGGAGCUGUGACACCUCUUCCCCAGUCCCUGCUAGCUCCUUCCAGCCACUUGAAGCUACUGGUGCUGGAGGUACCAACACUGGAGUGUACUGGAGUGUGGAGGGAUGGGAAGAGAGGGGCAGGGGAAGUGGUGUGGGAUGAGCCCCUGGACAUGGAGGGCGUUGAAUUUGCCGAGUUGUGCCAUUGCUCAAUAUGUGAUUAAUGCACUCUAUUUAUAGGAGACUGCCCCCUCAGCAUGGCGCUGAGGUGGGGAGUUUGGGGUUGAGACGAGUCUAUUUAAGUUGUCCUGCCUCGAGGUGGUUCUCCUGGGGGGUGGCCUGGGCCAGAGUGGGGUUUGCUGUUCGUUGAGGUUUUUUUUUGUUUUGGCAUGGUGAAACUUGUGGUAUUUGAUGUUUUCUGCCUGGAGAGGGUGGAAUUGAAUAAAAGUUUGGAGUUUUGA